Penicillium psychrosexuale is the source of this 831-nucleotide messenger RNA. RefSeq lists its product as uncharacterized. NCBI's taxonomy places the organism in Eukaryota, Fungi, Ascomycota, Eurotiomycetes, Eurotiales, Aspergillaceae. The coding region runs from base 1 to 831 and encodes 276 amino acids. The transcript is spliced from 4 exons. The record is from RefSeq and is a predicted model, not a curated record.
AUGUUAUUCAGAUAUCUUCUCGCGUUGGUGAUCCAACUAUGUUGGGUUGCUCUCGGGCUUGCCAACCAAGACGCGACAAUUACGAUCCCAUGGAUCACGGAUGCACCUGAUUACUUCCAGGGCUAUGGAGGCAAGGCCAUAGGCGCCAAAGAUGGAACAACAACCUACGGAAUCAACUGUCUCUCGGACCAAACAGCCUGCCACAGAUUUACUCCAGACCUGACCGUUAUCUACGGACCUAACACAUACGACAUGAUUGCCAACGGCUACAGAUUCGACUUCACCUCAGGUUGCACCCUGAUGGGCUCCCCGACACCUACAAGCGCGUCAUGCACAGAAACAAAGUCCUUGCACGAAACUAGCUCUAUCAUAUCGGCCACAGUGGUCGUUCCAGCCACGGGCGACGAUUCUACCCUCGGAAUUUUCCCAGCAACCUUGAUCGUGACAGACACUGGAGACUUCUCCGUGCCUUCUACCGCGGCUGAAACCAAAGCUUCUGCCAAUUCUCAUGUUUCAACUAGUGACGCAAGUUUGACUGCACCUGCGACAGCGACCGCGACCGCUGAUCCCCUCAGCUUAGCCUCAGUCGGGUUCCUGAAUUCGACAGCCAUGACAACUGGUGCACCAACUUAUUUCGGCAAUGGCACAACAGUGACGGUGACUAUUCUUGCUAGCUCUAUUCCGUGUCACUGUGAAUGUGACUGCGGAGGAAGUCAGACUGCUAGGGCCACUGUCACUGUCCCAAUAGCGAUGAAAAACCACGGAGUCAAGACGGCUGCUCCCGUGGGAUUGAUGUGUGGAAUGGUAGUUGGCUCCAUGUUCUGGAUUUGA